Trichomonas vaginalis G3 is the source of this 492-nucleotide messenger RNA. RefSeq lists its product as uncharacterized. NCBI's taxonomy places the organism in Eukaryota, Parabasalia, Trichomonadida, Trichomonadidae. Bases 1 to 492 code for a protein of 163 amino acids. The transcript has a single exon. The record is from RefSeq and is a predicted model, not a curated record.
AUGGAAUCAUCAUCAAAUUCAAGUCCUCGAGUUAGCACAUCAAAGAAAACAGCGAAAUACCAUAUUAAAAUGCGCAAUUACUUUGAAGAAAAGACUCGAGAAAGGAAAUAUUUCUCAAAUCCAUUCCUUUGCGAUAUUAGCAGUGAUAACGAAGAUUUUGCAUUAGAAACGGUCUUACCAUCAAAUCAAGGAUUGAAUAUAAAGAUCAAAAAGAGUGAGUUACAGAAGGAGAAUAAGCCAGCCGACGAAAUUUUGAACAAACAAGUAAAUUUAGAUGAUGCUAACCAUGUUAUUUCAGCACUCAAAAUGCCAAAAGAUUACAAAAAUACAGCAAAGAAACUCAAUAAAGCUAAGAAACAGCUAAAAGAACUCAAAAGAUCUCAAUCAUUAUUCGACAAAAUUACAAUUGGAGAAAGCAACCAAAUACUAAAUGAAAUAUUCCAGGAUACAGAAGAACCUCAUGAAGAGGAAGAAGAAGAUUUCUUGAUAUAA